AUGGAUUUUGUUCUCGUUACAAAUCCCCGUAGGAGGAAAAAAGGAACCGUUGGGAAGGGUAAAAAUGUCUCAAAAAAGAAUGCGGACAUUGACAAAGAGUUAUGGUCUCAGGAAGCUCUUGAAAAAAAAUUGGCAAAAAACGAAGAUCGAUUUCACGUGGAAAGAUAUUUAAAAAAAAUACGAUCUUUACUUGAGCCACAAGCUCUCCAGUUUAACCAUUGUCUGAGUCUUGGUUUAGGUCGACUUCAUACGGUUACGGCUUCCUUGCAAUUACAACUAUUCUUUGAGCUUCAAAGUAUUUUUAAAAUUCCUUCCUCGAACUGUUCUUUUUAUGAUCCUGCUUUCUUAGAAGACGACAUCCAGUUUCUACAAAACAAAGGCUUUACCAUAUUAAGAGAUUCCCCAAAGCUAGAAUGUCUCGAAAAUACUCUGCUGUACAUGCCUCAUUGCCCUACUUCUUUAUACGAACAAUGGUUAGAUGUUUACUCGAGGUCUGAAAAACAAUUUUCCAUGUGUGGUAAUAAUCUACAACUGUAUGUGGACAAUCUGCCAUCUAAAGACAUCAAAUCAAAAUACCCAAACAUCUAUAGAGUAUGCCAGAAAAAACUAUAUACCCAAAUUUUAUUUCCUGAAUUCUCCGAGGCAUUCGCCUUUAAUGAUUUAUCUUUCCAUUUUCCUUACCCCCCUCAGUCGGAUGAGCAUCCAAAGAAGACUUUGCCUGAGAAGACACCGUCAACUGUUGCUGAUGCUUCAAACGUUGCUGAGCACCCCAAUUAA
Messenger RNA from Schizosaccharomyces cryophilus OY26, 777 nucleotides. RefSeq names its product SRR1 family protein. Gene Ontology annotation, cellular component: nucleus; cytoplasm. The coding region runs from base 1 to 777 and encodes 258 amino acids. The record is from RefSeq and is a predicted model, not a curated record. The transcript has a single exon. Gene Ontology annotation, biological process: microtubule-based process. Lineage: Eukaryota; Fungi; Ascomycota; Schizosaccharomycetes; Schizosaccharomycetales; Schizosaccharomycetaceae.